Molecule: messenger RNA, 2573 nt
Organism: Anopheles funestus (African malaria mosquito)
Lineage: Eukaryota; Metazoa; Arthropoda; Insecta; Diptera; Culicidae
Product: hatching enzyme 1.2-like
Exons: 5
Coding region: 1615-2559 (314 amino acids)
Biological process (GO): proteolysis
Molecular function (GO): zinc ion binding; metalloendopeptidase activity
Source: RefSeq, a predicted model, not a curated record
AACCUACGAGUCUUUUCUGUAGGCGAUUCGAGCGGCACUCCACAUUAGGAAUUGAUAUUGAGUUUUCAAUACACAGCCUACUGUCAGAACUGCUCAAUCGCCGAUCUACGGAAAAUAGCCUAUCAACGGCAAAAGAAACUUGCGCAAGAAGUUUCCAGUUGACUAUCCUUCGCGUAGUCAACUUAAUACGGCGGACCGUAGUCCGAUUUGUUCCCGUCAGCAACACCUUAUUACGAGAUAAAAUUCGUUAUCGGUCUUUUUAUUUGUGCGAUAUGUUGAAUUAUGAGCAGAUCAAUAGAAAUAAAUAAUUAAGGAAGAAACUCUGGUACCAAAAACACCAUUACUUUGGUAAUGUAACACUCUCUGACAUGAAACCCUUACAUUAUUUCGUCGUAAAUUUUUCUGCUUUAAUAGAUAGGUAAAUAUUUUUGUACAUUUACUUUAUUAAUUAAAUUCACGUCCUAUACAGGUUUUUACGCUUUAUCAUAACGACUUGUUAAGUUGAAAAUAAUAGUGAAAGAGAAGAUAAACGAAGGAAAAAAAACUGUUUCCGAUAAUGGCGUAAUGUGUGAGGCAGUGUAACCGCAAAUGGUUCCAGCUUAGAUAACGUGCCUGUUAGUAACAAUGGUUACUAUUGCACCAGCAAACAAGCAAACGGGUAUGCUUUGAUUCCCUGGCAGGUGAUCAACUAAUCGCAAUUAUUCCAUCGAUUGCCGGUAGCAGUCGAUUACCUUUUUCCUUGAUUCAAUUAUCAACGCCACCACUCUGUCGGUUAGGUGGAGAACUGGACGGGAGUAGAAAAGAAUCGUGUGAAAAUUACAACCAGUCCGCAUCUAACCAGGAAGAGCAAGGUUGACAAUGCAUGUAAAAAGUGUCUUCAUUAGUACUCACCGGUGCCGGCUAACCGUUGAUUAUGUUGCUUGGUAAUGUUUCCGUAAAGAUUCGAUUUUUUUUUACUUGCAGCAUAGUUGCUUAGUUUUGUUUCUUUGACGCAAGCCCGUAAACUUGUAUUCCGGCUGCCGCAGUGUCGCUAGGCAGUGGCUGAUCGACGAUGCGUAAAAUAUGUAGGUCAAUGUAUAAACUUUUGAUUUUGUUUAAAAUCUGUAGAGUACAGUAAAUAAUCAAUAAGCAAUUGAAAAACACUGCUUAUUUAUAAUAGACAAUUUUAUUAUUGUGUAAAGCUUUUGGAACACAAACUUCGUUGUUACAUAAAUUUUAAAUUGCAAAAUUAAGUUCAAAAAUUGCACAACCUCAAACGGCACCGUAACACUCCAUUUCCCUACCCGAUGGAGAAUUUUCCUUACCAUUUCCUCGACUACUAAUGAACCCUAUUGAUUUGAUACCUAGGCCCUACACACCGUGUACAACUAGCUUCCCUGCCGAGUGUGCCUCCCACCACAAAACUAAACGCAUUUAGCCGACUAAACAUUCAUUGCCCUUCCGAUAAGCAAGAACAAGAAAGGGCAGGGUUCACAUAUAAAUAUCAAACGACACUUUGAAUCUAACACCAGAUAGUCUGUAACACUUCAGUACACACUAGCUGUCGCGUAAGGGCGCGUAAAGAAAAGCAUUUCUGACAGUGGAAACAUUUAGUGAUCGACACGUGUCAAUAAAAUGAGCGCCGCAAGAAGUACACUGUUCGUACUAUUUAGAACGAUUCUAAUGAUCGGCAUACUGAUCGGUACAAAAUAUUGCUCCGGGCAGCUGCGUCGAUCGGAAAGCGCUGAAGUAGGUCGACGGGUGCAAAACUAUGACGCCCGAUAUCAGCAGCAGCCGGCACAUGAGCUUGGCUUCGGGUACUAUUACCAGGCGGACAUCAUGCUGCCAACGGAGCCCCAAAGCCAAGAUCGACUAUCGAUAGCCGAGGAGCAUACAUCGACCGUGUGGCCGAACGCGAUUGUACCGUACUACAUCUCGCCGGAUGAAUUCAAACCGAACGAAAUAUCCAUCAUCGAAAGAUCAAUGAAUGUGUUCCACACCAAAACGUGCGUCAGGUUCGUUCCACGGACACCCGACACUCCCUAUUACGUACAGAUAACUAAUCGGCAGGCUGGCUGCUACGCUACGGUAGGACGGGUGCAAGAUAACAGACAGAAUGUGAUGAACCUGCAGGCCCCCGGAUGUCUAUUCGGUGGCACGCCAAUACACGAGAUGAUGCACAUUUUGGGCUUUCUGCACGAGGUAAGCCGUCCCGAUCGGGAUGACUACAUCUACGUCAAUCGAAGUGCUCUUGAGCCAAGGUAUCAAACGGAAUCAUUUUAUCGAAACAACUUUGCGAAAUUCGAACAUGAUGUGGAAACGUACAAUAUUGACUACAACUAUGGAAGUAUCAUGCACUAUACACGGUUUGCCGGUGCGAAGGAUCGCAAAUACCCGGUGUUGGUGAAUUUGAAACCAUACGAUGAAGCAGACUUCGGGAACAGUACGCUGAGCCCUUCCGACAUCGAAAGCAUCCAGUUCCGGUACUGUCGUAAUGCAAGCGGUCUCUUCUGGUUGCAACCAUUUCAACUACUUACCACCACAUUCCUGGGAUCACGAUCGUCUCGCUCCAGAGGAUAAAAAAAAAAGUUUUC